UUUGUCCUCUGAGAUUGCCCCACAAGACCCCCUCCUGUCCUCUGUCCGGCCAACAAUGGCUGAAGAGGUGACCUAUGCUGACCUGAGGUUUGUGAAGAACCCUCCUGGGAACAAGACCCCAAGGGAAGGGCAUGGGGCCGAAGAAGGGGAGCUCACCUAUGAGAACGUCCAGGGGGCGAGGCCAGCGGGGAAAGAGGAGACCAGAAGCGCACCCAAAGAGGAGACAGGGUCCAAGCCGUGGCUAAAGGGUGCCGGCCUGGCAGUACUGACCACUUGCAUCAUUCUCCUGGCUGCUGCUGUAGGACUUGGGAUCCGAUACUGGCAGGUCUCUGGUCAGCUCCAGAAGGCAUUGCAAAAGCACGCAGCUCAGAGCACUGCCCUGGCGCAGAGGAUUGAUCUCCAAGAAGGGAGCCUGACACAAAAGGAGGACCGGCUGCGCCAGGCCAUGACCGAGCUCAGCUCCACCCGGGAGGCCCUUCGGAAGAGCCAGGAGGCCACCAGAAAGACCCAGGAGCAGCUGAGGGAGGCCAGCCACAGCCUGGGUACUUUGAAGCAGGAGAAGGACGAGACAGAGGCAGAGCUGCAGCAGGCCACGGAGGAGCUGGCCUCUGUCCGAGAGGCCCUUCGCAAGAGCCGAGAGUCCACUGAAAAGACUCAGGAGGAGCUGCAGGAGACAGAAGAGUUCCUAAGGGAAGCCAACCGCAACCUGGAGGCCGUGAAGUGGGAGAAGGACCGGAUGGAGGCAAAUCUGCUCCAGGCAACCAUCUGCAGGCAGACAGACUGCUGCCCAGGCGGCUGGACUCUCUUCGGUUGGAAAUGCAUCUGGGUGUCCCAACAGAAGAAGAACUGGCAGAAAAGCCGGGAAGACUGUGAAGGGAAGUCAUCCCAGCUGCUUAUGCCCAAAGAGCCCUGGGAGCAACGGGAGAUGUGGCAUGCCCUGGUGAGGAUGGGACGAGAUCUUCAGCACUCCAAUGGAUACUGGAUUGGACUUUAUGAAGCUUACAGGGAGAAGGACUGGAUUUUAGUGUGGGUUGAUGGGUCACACUAUGAGGGAACCGAGCGGCUCAUGCAACAUGGCUAUUUCUGCUUAAAAUUGAACCAGGGGAAGCUGGUGCAAGAGAGGUGUACCCCCUCUCGUGGCUACAUCUGUGAGAGAGCUGCCAGGCCCGCUUACCUACAGCAAGCGCCUGGCCAAAAUGCCUAA
This is a messenger RNA of Anolis sagrei ordinatus, 1204 nucleotides long. NCBI's taxonomy places the organism in Eukaryota, Metazoa, Chordata, Lepidosauria, Squamata, Anolidae. The record is from RefSeq and is a predicted model, not a curated record.